CCCCACUCUGAAACUUUUACCCCAUCCCAACCUUUUCUGCAAGAGACCUGUCUUCACUCCCAGCUGUACCCCUUCCCGCCCUCCAUUCCAGCACUCAACAAGGUUCAUAACUCAUUAUUCUAUUCCCUAUAAACUCAAAGCUUCCCGGGGGGCAGUAUUGUCUGUGUCUUGCUCCCUGUAUUCCCAGCGCGUGACACAGUGCUUGGCAUGUCAUAGGCACCCAAUAAAUAUUCGUUGCAAGAAAUGAAUGAAUGAAUGGCAGUGAAGGGGGCCUUGCUUAGGGGGAUUAAGCAGUCUCUGUCAGGUGCAAUUUCCCUUUUGCAGGAGCAGUUGCUUCAUGUAGCCAGCAAACAUUUGGCGCCUCCCCAGUGCCAAGCCCUGGAGGCCAAGGCUGAGGAACUGUCCCCUCCCCCUGGGGGAAGGCUUGGUAGGGGUGGGGAUGUGCCAGGGCCUUCUGCUUGCCCCCUCUGAGCUGCUGUGGCAGUUCUUCUAGCUGAUACCCGUGGGGUCUGAGGUGCUUAAAGGUGUCCUCCCCUUCUCCCAGGAAGUAGUUCCUGGGGGCCUGGGGUCAUGUGACCCCAGGUAUUGGGGAGAGCUGGGUCUGGCCUGGCCAAGGCCUGGGGCUCUGAGGUUAAAAGACACAUUCUUCAGAUUCCUGACAGAGGGUGGAGGCAGCUGAAGGUGCCCCUUUUCCAAUACCAGCUCUGACCUGGGACUGGGGCAUUGGGACUGCUGAGGUUGACGAGGAGUUGGUGUGACCUUUCAGAGGCCUGGGGAUUCCCUUGCCUUAACACAGCCUUUGUUUGGUUGGUAUCCAGGGUGAGGUGGCCUUCCCUCGGUUCACACAGUGUGGCCUGAGUGUGUAGAUAAUUGCAGCAAGGAGUGGGGAGGCACCCCCCCCGCCUCGUCCUGGACUGUCAGCUCCUCUGAGUGGUGACAGGCAGGGAGGGCCUGAUUCUCAGGGCCCAGGCAGAUCCCGGAAGAAGCCUGGUUCUCUUUGAUUCAGGGCCUGUCUCCGGGGCUCCUUGGGGGUGUGGUAUUUCUUUCUGGGCCCGCUCCUGGGAAUUGCUUUUCCUUCCUCCAGGACCCUCGGAGGGGGCUGUGCUCACCCUGGGAACAGUGCCACGGUCGGUAGGGAUCUUGAUUCCUGGGUAGCUGUGGAGGGCCCCUCCCCCACCCUCUGACUCACUGUCUGACACUUUUCUUGGACUCUUCCACUAUCUUUCAUUCCUUUUCUGACUUGGCCUCUCCUUGUCUCUGGCUGAGUCUUUUGGUCUCAUCUGCCUCUGCCUCUCUCAGCCUCUGGAUUCCCAAGUGGGGCAGCCGAGCACAACAUCCAGGGGCUCCUCCUCGCCACCCCGGGUCAGGGAGGACAUGAUUCCCCAUUUCCAGGUCUGCAGAUGUCUCUCGGCACUCCUCACUAGGAGGUGCACCACGGCCAUGGCUCCCCUGUGUCCCCGUCUGCCACCCUGGAGUUUACAACCCUCUCCCCUUAAACUCCCAUUCUGUAGACAUCCCUGAGACAGAGCCAGGGUGUCUGGCUUGAACAGGCUUCCCUAACACUCCUUCCACUUGUUUACUAUUGGGGAACCUCCUGAGAUGCCUGUGUUGGCACUUGCUGGCAGCCGGAGCUUCCUUUUCCUGCCCUCGGAGCUACCCCCUCCUGGGUGCUGUUCUUGCUCAAACCCUCAGGCACAGGCUGGGGGAUGGGCAGGUCCGCCCUUAUCCCUGCCCCAUUGAGCUGUGACCCCAACUGUGACCCGAGCAGGAGGAGGGGACACUGACCAGUGGCCCCCAGAAACCUCAUGUGCCUAAAUCGUCCCUCUGUGUAUACCUGACCUGCAGCGCCAGCCUGCCUCCCUCCGAUGGUCCUCAGGAGCCUUCUCUGUGCCAGACUCUAUUCCAGGCACAGGCACAGUGCCGACCAGCAGAGAGGCCUUCAGCCCGGCACAAGGGAGAUGAGCAGUGAGGUGGUCACGGGAAGGAGCCCCGAGGGCUGUGAUGGGGGAAUCCCGUGGCUCAUGGAGGCCCAGAGCAGCAUGUAGUGGGGAGGAGGAACGGUGUCAGGGAGGCCCUCUGGGAGAUGACUUCUUACGGGGAGUGAGGCUGGGUUCCAACUUGUGCGAAGGCCAGGAGUGAGAAGGUCAUGCCUGUUGGGGCAACUGCACGUUCAGCUGGAGUAUAAAGUGAGGAGGGUAGGAAGAGUCUUGCAUGAUGAGUCUGGGGGCUAGGCAUGCUUCAGCCUCUUCGAACUGUGGACUUGAUCCUAAGGGAUGCCCCUUAGGGAAUGGUUCUCUGCAUGGAGAUGGUGGGCAGACACUUGGUUUAAUAAGAUCAUUCUAGCUCCAGGGUAAAGAGUGACUGCGAGGAGAGAGCGGGAGCCGUGGACAGUGUCAGUGGGACAGAGAUGUAAGGGUAACAGACUUUCAGAAUAGAAGGUGACGUGUGUAAAAUGCACAAAGCAGAUGAAUCUUAAGUGUGCAGUGAGAUGUUUUAGACACCCAUGGAACCGCCACCCAGACAACACAGAACAUUUCCAGACACUACUACCCCCACCCGCCCCUGGGAAAAUUCCCUCAUGGCUGUCUCCAGUACAUGCCCUUUUCCACCCCCUGGAUAAUCACGAUUCUGACUUGUAUCAUCACUGAUUGGGUUUGCCUUUUCUUCAACUUCAUUCACAUGUAAUCUUGUGUCUGGCUUCUGUCACUCACCAUGCUAUCAGUGAGAACCAUCUGUGUGGUGUGUAUCCAGGAGCUCGUUCCCCCCCCCUCCGCCCCAGUGUAGAAUGACACAUUCAGCAAGCAUUUACCACUGUUCUAAGAACCUGACAUGGAUUGAUUCACGUAAACCUCCCAACCCUAUUCGGUUGUAAGACAAAUUGAAAACCCAGAGAAGUUAAGGAACUUGCCCAACAUCACCCAGCCAACUGAUAGCCACGCCAGGGUUCAGAUGUGAGCAGUGUGGUUCUGGAACCAAGGUUCUCUUCACACUGCUGGGCAGCCUCUGUGAUACCUGCCGUGUCGGUGCCUGGCCUUGUGUGGAUCGAAUGAGCUAAUGUGUACUUCCAGGACUGGGUGACUGGAUGUGGAUGGAGGGCGGCAGGAAGGAGUUGAGGAUGACUGCAGGUUUCUGGCUUGAGUAACUGGGUGGGUGGCAGUGCUGUUACUAAGAUAGGGAACACAGGAAGAGGAACAGAUGGCAUGGGGAGGUGGGGAACAGAGACAAGGGGUUCGAUAUGGGGCCUGCAGAAUUUUAUGUUUCUAAGGGAUGGCCAGGCAGAGACCAAGUGAGCAUUUGGUUUGAGGGAGUCUUCGGCUUAGGUGUGUGACUAGGAAGGCAUUCAGCACCCUAUAGGUAGCAUCUGGAGCUGGGGAAGAGAUGGGAUCUCACAGUGGGAUUGUGGCAGGCUGUGCCCGGGCCCCAGAGCACCCUCGCCACCAUGACGGGGCUGCUGAAGCGGAAGUUUGGCCAGCUGGAGGAGGACUCGUCCUCGCUCUGCUCGUCCUCCUCCUUGUCCUCCUCGGGCCACCGCUCUCCCUCCUGCUCCCCCAGCUCCUCGGUCUCCCCGGCCUGGGACUCGGAUGAGGAGAGCCCCUGGGAUCAGCUGCCUUUGCCUGACCGUGACUUCUGUGGCCCCCGAAGUUUCACUCCUCUGUCCAUUCUGAAGCGGGCUCCCCGGAAGCGCCGAGGUCGAGUGGCCUUCGAUGGCAUCACUGUCUUCUACUUCCCGCGGUGCCAGGGCUUCACCAGCGUGCCCAGCCGUGGCGGCUGCACCCUGGGUAUGGCCUCCCGCCACAGUGCCUGCCGCCGCUUCUCCCUGGCCGAGUUUACCCAGGAGCAAGCCCGGGCACGGCAAGAGAAGCUGCGCCUACGCUUGAAGGAGGAGAAGCUGGAGGCACUGAGAUGGAAGCUUUCGGAGACUGGGGUGCCCAAGAUGGAGGCCGGCCUGCCGCUUACCGUGGAUGCCAUCGAUGAUGCCUCUGUGGAGGAGGACUUGGCAGUGGCCAUGGCAGGCGGCCGGUUGGAGGAAAUGACUUUCCUCCAGCCCUUCCCAGCCCGGAAACGACGGGCUCUGCUGCGGGCCUCAGGUGUGCGGAGGAUCGAUCGCGAGGAGAAGCGAGAGCUGCAGGCCCUGCGCCAGUCCCGGGAGGACUGCGGCUGUCACUGUGACAGGGUCUGUGAUCCUGAGACCUGCAGCUGCAGCCUGGCGGGCAUCAAGUGCCAGAUGGAUCACACAGCGUUCCCCUGUGGUUGCUGCAGGGAGGGUUGUGAGAAUCCGAAGGGCCGUGUGGAAUUUAAUCAGGCUCGAGUUCAGACCCAUUUCAUUCACACGCUCACCCGCCUGCAGCUGGAGCAGGGGGCCGAGAGCCUUGGGGAGCUGGAGGCCCCCGCCCAGGGUGGCGCUCCCAGCCCCGGCGAGCAGGUCCUGGCCUCUGCGUUCCCCCUAGCUAAGCCCCCCAUGAGCAGCGAACUGGGAGACAACAGCUGCAGCAGCGACAUGACUGAUUCGUCCACAGCCUCAGGCACCAGCGAGGCCCCGGAUGGCCCUGCCCAUCUGACCCUGCCCAGCCCUGGCUUCCAGCCUGGCAUGGAUGAUGAUGGCCUGGCUCGUAUCCUGAGCUUCAGUGACUCUGAACUAGGUGGACAGGAGGAAGAGGAGGAGGAUGGGGGUGUGGGCGGACUGGACAAUCUCAGCUGCUUCCACCCAGCUGACAUCUUUGGUACUGGUGACCUCACUGGCCUGGCCAGCUGGACCCACAGCUAUUCCAGUUCCAGCCUCACGUCAGGCAUCCUGGAUGAAAACGCCAACCUGGAUGCCAGCUGCUUCCUCAAUAGCAGCCUUGAAGGCUUGGGCGAGGGCAGCCUCCCUGGUCCCUUGGUGCCAGCCAGCACGGACGCCGGCCAGAGCAGCUCAGCGGACCUCAGCUUGUCCUCCUGCGACUCCUUCGAGCUGCUCCAGGCCCUGCCAGACUACAGUCUGGGGCCCCACUACACCUCCCGGAAGGUGUCUGACAGCCUGGACCACCUCGAGGCGCCCCACUUCACCUUGCCUGCCUUCUCUCCCCCUGCGGACGCCAGCGCUUGCUUCCUGGAGUCCAUCAUGGGCUUGACUGAGCCCGCUGCCGAGGCCCUGGCUCCUUUUGUGGAUGGCCAGUUGUUUGAGGAUACCACCCCGGCGUCGCUGGUGGAGCCUGUGCCUGUGUGAGGAUCAGGGUGCCUUUUCCCGGCCCCAAGAACCCUGUUGCUGCUUUGUUGUAAUUUGGGGGCUCCCCAAGGUCUGUCUGUAUGUAAUGGUCCCCCGUUGGCUGGCUCCCAUGUGGGCACUCCUACUAAUUUUCAUGCAACACUCUGGAUUGAUUUAUUUAUUUUUGUAACUGUCUGUGCUGAAGUGGGGGUGGGGGGCACUUCCCCUUUCAGUUGCCCAGUCCCCCUACGCCCACACCUUCUCUUCCACAUCCAUGGCGCAUGCCAGGAGUGGGAAGGAAUGUGGCUUCCCUGGAGCUUUGCAGACUCCCUUUCCACCUUGUAUGAUGUUCCUAAGCCUGAAGACAGCCACACGAGGCUGAAAUCAGCCACCUCUUUGGGUUUCUUCUGCCACCCUGAGACUCAUGGGUGACUGGAUCCUCUGGACUGUGAAGACUGUAAUUUAUUUCCCAUAAUUUAUUUGGAGACUAGGUGGCUGGCGAGCAGUGCUGGGGUCGGGGGUGGGGCACAGGCCCCUCCCCGCCUCACCCCCCAAGUCCCUCUGCCUGAUAGUCCUGCAGCCCUGCCCUUGCUGGGGCUCUGGUGUAGACCAGGUGUGGGCUUGAGCCCUCUGUCUAACGUGGCAGCGGCCCUGCUCUGGAUGGCUGAGCAAGUAGGGGCAGGGGCCGGGGCUGGGCUGGGCUGACCAACCGUGACCAAAACCCUCUUCUGCUCCACACAUCCCCCUCUCCUUCCUGUCCUCUGCCCCAUCUCUUCCCCCUCUUCCCCGCCAAAGGCCGCAGCUUUUAUUCCAAGGCCGUAAAUGUAGGAGGGGGAAGCAGGAGGCCCAGAGAGGGUAAGGGGCUGCCUCAGGGCCCACAGUAGGCCCUGGACCACUCAGGGCUUUCUGGGCACUGCACUCCAGCCUAGUCCACCUGCCUGCACCCUGCCAGCUGGCCAAGGGUGAGGGGGGCUCGUUAUGGCUUUCAGGCCCUUUGUUUGCUGAUGUUGGAUUUUGCAUCAUAAUUUCUGUAUUGUCCCCGAGUAUUAGAACUAUAAUUUAUUCAUUUUUCUCUGUGUCUGUGCCAAGAAGCCCAGGCUCUGGGCCUGCCCUCCUGCCUAGGAGGCCCUGCCAGCCUGCGAGCUUGUGGGAACACCUUGUACCUAAGCUUAUAGGUACCAAUAAAGAAGUUCUAUUUUUAA
Messenger RNA from Odocoileus virginianus texanus, 6387 nucleotides. RefSeq names its product cysteine and serine rich nuclear protein 1 (gene CSRNP1). Gene Ontology annotation, molecular function: sequence-specific DNA binding; DNA-binding transcription factor activity, RNA polymerase II-specific. Gene Ontology annotation, cellular component: nucleus. Gene Ontology annotation, biological process: regulation of transcription by RNA polymerase II. Lineage: Eukaryota; Metazoa; Chordata; Mammalia; Artiodactyla; Cervidae. The record is from RefSeq and is a predicted model, not a curated record.